CUGGGUGCAUUUGUUUCCAGAUGUUGUCAGGUGUAAUGCAUCUCUGCUGGGUGCGUUUGUUUCCAGAUGUUGUCGGGUGUAAAGAGUCUCUGCUGGGUGCGUUUGUUUCCAGAUGUUGUCGGGUGUAAAGAGUCUCUGCUGGGUGCGUUUGUUUCAGAGCGUGGAGGAGAAGGAGGAGUUGGAGCUGCUGUGUGCUCAGCUGAAGGGAGAUGCCCGGAUGUACCGCCAACGAAACAAACAAACCCUCCGACAGCUGGAGGAGGUGAUCCGAGAGAGAGACAAGGCUCUGGCGUCGCGGGCGGAGCAGCAGGAGGAGGCGUGGCUGCUCCUGCAGGAGAAGGACCAGUACCGGGAGAUGGUCCGACAGCUGACGGAGCAAUCUGAUAGGCUGGAGCUGCUGCUGCUCAGCUUGCAGGGGGAGGAGCUACAGCUGAGAACACGCCUCCGCAGACUCACCUCCAACACCCACCAGGGUGAGAGGAGCAGUGAGGAAGAGGAGGAGCCAGCAGAGAGCGCUGCUAAAGGCAGCAGCGGGACGUCGGGGGAUAACGAGGAGGCAGCAGCGUUGCAGCAACACGUCUCUCCUGUAGGAGGCGCCACAGAGUCUGAACACAAGCCCAGCACUGAUGCAUCAUGGAUCCAACCUGAGGACAGCACAUGUGAUGAUCAGAGCAGAGAGCAGACAGACGGGAAGACGGACGCAGAGAGACCCUCCACCUGGAAAUGGAUGACCUGCUGCUGCUGCUGCUGCUGUGGAGCUCAGUUACCUUCUGAUUUAUCCUCAGGUCUCCAGGCUGAAGGAGACCUCACCUCAACAGAGUCUGUCAGGUUGGUGGGAGGAGCCAGUCGCUGUGGAGGAACACUGGAGGUGAAACAUAACGGAGAAUGGAGACCAGUGAGUUACUCUGACUGGACCCUGAAGACAGCAGCUGCUGCCUGCAGAGAGUCAGACUGUGGCUCUGCUGUUUCUGUAGAGAGAGAAGAGUCCUCAGUCAGAUCUGUGUGGGUGAUCAGGUCUGGCUGUGGUGAGUCUGGAUCUGCUCUGAGGGAGUGUGCUGGAUCACCUUCCUCUUCCUCCUUCCUUCAUCUCACCUGCUCAGGUAACCCCAUCAAAGACAUGAAUGAAUGA
Molecule: messenger RNA, 1129 nt
Organism: Sander lucioperca (pikeperch)
Lineage: Eukaryota; Metazoa; Chordata; Actinopteri; Perciformes; Percidae
Exons: 7
Coding region: 113-1129 (338 amino acids)
Biological process (GO): positive regulation of canonical NF-kappaB signal transduction
Cellular component (GO): membrane
Source: RefSeq, a predicted model, not a curated record